UGUUUUCGAAUUUCCCGCCCUAGGUCUUCUUUGCGCGCGAUGGCUGGCAGCAAGAGUCAAGCGCCUAAGCCUCGCAAGCGCGUCGACGCUGCUGUGGAGCUCAAGCGCGCCGCCGAUGGAAGUGGAUUUGUUCGCUGCGAAGAAUGCAAGAAGGAUGUGCCAGUUGCGGUGGCAGACAUGCAUACAUGCAGUAGCUUGAAGGUGCCCUUGAGAGUUUCAAGUGCGCCAGAGAGGAAGCCGAUGGAAAAGCAAAGUAAGAAACGCAGUGGUGGUAAAACAGAAGAGAAGAAGCCGAAGAAGCAAGCCAAGAAGAGAAAAAAGGACAGUAAUCUUCCAAAGAAGCCAAUGACGGCGUUCUUCCUCUUCAUGGAGGACUUCAGGCAAAAGAAAAAGGCAGAGAAUGUGAAGGGCUCUGAGGUAGCGAAGCUUGGGGGAGAAGCAUGGAAGGCGAUGACACAAGAGGAAAAAGCUCCUUACAAUGAGAAGGCAGCUCAACUGAAACGAGAAUACGAUGCUGAAGUUAAAAAACUAAAUGCUGAUGACGCUUCCGAGCCGAAGGAGGACGAUGGCGGUGAAUCCGGCAGGGAGGAUUGCAGAGUCAUGAACGAAGAGAACGGCGAUGAGUCGGAGAAGGAGAAUGGAAGCGGAUCGGCCACUGAAGCAGAAGAGUAGCUAGUUGUUUAUGCAUAGCGUUGUUAAAUAUUUGAUAAACCAGGAUUUUUCGCUGAGCUUGAUUCGUUACAAAGUGAUAAAAGAAUAUGAAAAAAAUGAGAAAAUCGAAAAAUCACUUUCUGUA
Molecule: messenger RNA, 796 nt
Organism: Selaginella moellendorffii
Lineage: Eukaryota; Viridiplantae; Streptophyta; Lycopodiopsida; Selaginellales; Selaginellaceae
Product: high mobility group B protein 7-like
Exons: 8
Coding region: 40-672 (210 amino acids)
Source: RefSeq, a predicted model, not a curated record